Messenger RNA from Knipowitschia caucasica, 1743 nucleotides. NCBI's taxonomy places the organism in Eukaryota, Metazoa, Chordata, Actinopteri, Gobiiformes, Gobiidae. The record is from the annotation of a GenBank genome assembly.
AUGUGGACGUCACUCUUCUCUGACCAUGUGGACGUCACUCGUUGCUCUGACCAUGUGGACGUCACUCGCUCCUCUGACCAUGUGGACGUCACCCGCUGCUCUGACCAUGUGGACGUCACUCUCUGCUCUGACCAUGUGGACGUCACUCGCUGCUCUGACCAUGUGGACGUCACUCGCUGCUCUGACCAUGUGGACGUCACUCGCUGCUCUGACCAUGUGGACGUCACUCGCUGCUCUGACCAUGUGGACGUCACUCGCUGCUCUGACCAUGUGGACGUGACUCGCUGCUCUGACCAUGUGGACGGAGAACCAGGAGAGAAGGGGUCAAAGGGUAACGCUGGGUUUGGGUACCAAGGCUCCAAAGGAGACCGUGGCCCCCCUGGUCCUGCUGGUCCUCCUGGUCCACCUGGUCCUCCAGUUGAGUUCUCUGUGAGCAGUGAUGGGACCGUGGUGGUCCCUGGACCCAGAGGCCCCCCAGGGGCCCCAGGACCUGAGGGCCCUGCAGGAGAGGACGGAGAACCGGGAGAUCCAGGAGAAGACGGGAAAACUGGACCAGAGGGGCCCCCAGGUUUCCCCGGGACUCCAGGAGACAUCGGCCCCAAAGGAGACAAGGGUGACCGUGGCGAGGGGCCCCCAGGACCCAGAGGCCCCCCCGGCCCCCCCGGCCCUGGACAGCGCUCGACCUUUUCGGACAUGGAGGGAUCUGGUCUGGACCUGGAAUCUCUCAGGGGCCUCCCUGGAGUCCCUGGGCCCCCCGGUCCCCCUGGGCCCCCCGGACCCUCUUCUGAUGGUACGGCCCUGAGCUCUGGAGCCUUUGGACCCCCAGGGAGAGACGGAGCACCUGGUCAGCCGGGUCUUCCUGGUGUGCCCGGUCAGGAGGGGCUCAUCGGACGCCCAGGACUGAAGGGAGAGAAGGGAGACUCUGGAACCGAGGGACGUCCUGGAGCCUCAGGGUUAAAGAAGAGAACUCUCUGUAACAGGGAGACAGAGGAGAACCAGGAUUACCAGGGACCACAGGAGAGACUGGUCUGGCUGGACUCCCAGGACCUAUGGGACCAGUGGGACGUCCAGGACCCCCGGGACCACCAGGACCAGGCCGCUCCAGGGCGGGAUUUGACGACAUGGAGGGCUCUGGAGGGUUCGGACUUCCCGGACUCCGAGGACCCGAGGGGCCACAGGGCCCACCUGGACUUCCCGGACUUCCUGGAAAGCCUGGUCUUCCGGGGUUCCCAGGACAGAAAGGCUCAGAGGGGUCUCAGGGCAGGGAUGGUCAGCCCGGUCUGGACGGGUUCCCAGGACCCCAGGGUCUUAAAGGAGAAGCCGGAGAACGAGGAGAGAGAGGAGAACCAGGCCGAGACGGGACUGGACUCCAGGGCCCCCCCGGCCCCCCCGGGCCCCCAGGACAGGUCAUCUACAGGGGCCAAGGCAGUUCUGAGCAGAUCUAUGGAGCUGCUGGACCCGAGGGCAGAGCUGGACUUCCUGGUCACGCAGGCUUUCCUGGACCAGUUGGACCUAAAGGAGAGCGUGGAGAGCCUGGUCUGCCUGGAUAUGCUCCGAAGGGGGAAAAGGGAGAGCCAGGUUUGGUGGUGGGACCUGACGGGAGCCUCCUGCGGCUGGAAGGACUCUCAGGACAGAAGGGGGACAGAGGAGAUCCGGGACCAGUUGGACCGAUGGGUCCACAUGGUCCAACAGGCGUCAAAGGAGAGAUCGGGAUGCCCGGCCGACCUGGUCGUCCUGGAGUGA